This is a messenger RNA of Elaeis guineensis (African oil palm), 2160 nucleotides long. The record is from RefSeq and is a predicted model, not a curated record. NCBI's taxonomy places the organism in Eukaryota, Viridiplantae, Streptophyta, Magnoliopsida, Arecales, Arecaceae.
AUGGUGGACACAGGUGCCGUCGGCCCGUCCCCAUCCCCGUCGGCCCAGCCCGUCCUCGCCGGCGUCUCCCCCAUCACUAACAGCCCACCGAUGGCUCGAGAACCCCCCCCAAAAAAAACAAAGAAAGCUUACCUUAUCGGCGGAUGCGACUGCGACGGCGAUGUCCAUUUGAGUGUCUCACUCCAUCCCUUCUUGACCCAAUAUUUCUGGAGCUUAAUAGCCCUUAUGGAGACCAUCUCCAAACCCUCUCAAGAACUCCCCUGCAUCCCCCCUCCUCCCACCCAAGAAGACCACAUCACCCCAGUGCUCAAACCGGCGGCGUCGGAGGAGCGAGCCCGGCGGCGGAGGAGGGAGGUCAGCUCCAGAUAUUUAUCACCAACGCCGCCGAAUUCACGAUCGUCCAUUCCCAUUCCUUCCUCUCCUUUCCUGUUUCCCUUUUCUGGAGACCCCCGUUUCCCUCACCUCAAGAAACAUCAUCGCCUAGAGAAGCAUCCACGGGACUUGGAAGUCCCUCCAUCAAGCACUACCGAUGAGACGGAACCCUCUUCAUGCUACGCCGACGAGAACCGGCCGGCGGCGGAGGCGAAACAAAUCUUGGCGACUCCUCUGGCAUUGGGGAUCCAAACCAAGGCCGUCGGAACGGAGCGGAAACGGGCUGUAAGGGUAGUCGGUGAGAAUGGCGUCGAGGAGCAGCAGCCACAAUCAAGGAAGCCGAGGAUUGGCACUCCAAUGAUAAAUGCAGGUUAUCGGGCGAGUUUGAGUAAUAAUUGCACUCCAAAGCAGUCAUCCUUGAAGAGAAUUGUAGCUCCGGGGAUCAAAUUGCCCGGGUUUGUCAGCCCGGCUCGAGUGAGUCCUUUCCCUUUGGAGGAAGAUAGCAGCAGUGGGUCGGUCAAAACAUCGUUGGAGAGUUCUUCUACCGAUCCCUCUGAAGCUGAAUUGCAUUGUGUGAGUGGCCAGGGUGAGUUCUGCAAGAACCCUCAACUUCUGGUUCAGAAGAAUUCAAUAAUACAGGCAGGGUCAGAACACCUACCGACCAAGUCAGUGAAGCAGUUGCCAGAGAAUGGGGGCUCCGGCAGGCACGAUACCAUCAAGGAUUUUGGUCGAAGGAUGUCAUUCUCUUUCUGCCACCGCUCGCUGAAUUUGGCUCUGUCAAAUUGUCAGCAGCCUCCCUUCAAUCCAACCAACUCUGUGGAUAGACCUUUCGUUGCUUCGAAAUCUCAAGUCAGCACGGCAAGGUCAGUGGCACUUGGUCUGCCUCCCCAACCACCAAGCACAAAGCCAAGGAUGGACUUCAAGGGAAAAAAGUCGUCAAACUGUCAAGAAGACAUUCAUGCCCUGCGCCCACUCAAUAACGGUUAUCUUCAGUGGAGAUUCAUCAAUGCAAAAGCCCAGGCAGCAGUUCAUGCUCGGACCAUUGCAGCAGAGAAAUCACUUUAUAGCCAUGGACUUAAGUUAUCAGAAAUGCGAGAUUCUGUUGUGGUGAAGAGGAUUGAACUUGAACAGGUUAACAGAACAAGGAAGUUGCAAGCCAUCAUUGAAGAUCAAAUGCCAUAUUUGGAUCAAUGGACUGCUGUUGAAGGAGAUCAUUCAAGUUCUCUUUCAGGGGCCAUAAAGGCUUUGCAGGAUGCUUCACUUCGACUUCCAGUAAUUGGGGAUGUGAAGGCAGAUAUCAGUGAGCUUGAUGAAGUUCUGCAAUCUGCAUUGGAAAUGCUGGAGGAAUUAUCUUCUUGUGUUGAGAGGUUUCUACCACAGGUGGAAGAGGUGGAAAAUGUAAUCUCAGACCUUGCAAGCAUGGUGAGCAGAGAAAGAGCAUUAUUUGAAGAGUGCAGGGAUCUCAUAUCCAUGGCAUAUGAGUUGCAGGUGAAGGAGUGCAGCUUAAGAAGCCAACUAGUUCAACAAAAGCAGAACCGUGUAAGGUGAAGCAAGAUGGAUGUUAAUACUUGAUAGUAUUAUAGAAAACUGCUUUUACACAAUCACAUUUCUUCCAGGUCUCUAAGAGCCUACACCAUAGUGAGAAGACAAUUUUUUUGGAUGAAUUACACAUUUCUCAUCUAAAUAAGAUAAGCCAAAUGCCGGAAGGCUUACUUGUAUAGAGUUGAUCCAUUCUUUCAAUUUUAGAGGGCCUGAUGAGUUCAAUAAUGAAGCAGAUUUGAGCAAAAA